Bacillus rossius redtenbacheri is the source of this 2785-nucleotide messenger RNA. RefSeq lists its product as uncharacterized. The record is from RefSeq and is a predicted model, not a curated record. Bases 1 to 1431 code for a protein of 476 amino acids. Gene Ontology annotation, molecular function: glycosyltransferase activity. The transcript has a single exon. Gene Ontology annotation, cellular component: cytoplasm. NCBI's taxonomy places the organism in Eukaryota, Metazoa, Arthropoda, Insecta, Phasmatodea, Bacillidae.
AUGCCGCGGUGGCGGCGCCUGCUGUUGGCGCUACUGGCCGCCGCUGCCUGGCUGUCGCCAGCGCUCCUGCCGCCCCCGGCAGUGCGCGAUGCGCCGCCCCCGACAGUGCGCGAGCCGCCGUCAUCGCCGCGGGUCAUCGUCGCCUACUCGCUGGAGAGCCGCGUGCAGAUGGAGCAGCGCGUGCCCGUGCCCUGCUCGCCGCCGCCGCCGCCGCCUCGCGCCGCCCCCGGCUGGCAGCAGACGGCGCGCCGCGCGCACCUCUACUCGGCGCACUACGACGCGCGCCUGGGCGCACACCACUACGUGCGCGUGGUCGCCGCGCUCGAGGGCCGCGACAAUGCCUCGGCGCUCUUCUGCCAGCUGUGGUUCGGGCGGCGGCCGCUGGUCGUCGAGGCGCUGGAGGCGGAGCUGUGGGUGUCCGCGUGGGACGACGACGCCAGCUACCGCCCCGUGCUGCUCAGCUGCCCCAUCCCGCGGGAGCGCAGCGCGCUGGGCGACCGCCCCCAAGGGGUGUCGGUGGUGCGGAGACCGUGCGCCGCCGCCAGGACCAUGCUCGCCGUCCCCGAGCCGCCGCCGCCCGACCGCCGCCUCCGCAACUUCGCCGUGUGCGUCAAGGGCCUGGACUUCCCGCGCGAGGACAUCUCGCGGCGCCUGGUCGAGUGGCUGGAGCUGAACAGACUUCUGGGGGCAGACUUGUUCCUCGUGUACGUGUAUUCGGCGCACCACAACGUGAGGCGGGUGCUGGACCACUACUCGCGCGCCGGAGUCGUGACCCAGGUGCCGCUGCGCCUGCCGGGGCGGCUGCCCAACUCGCCGGCCGCGAGGUCGCGCUACCUGCGCACGCACGUGUGGCAGCGCCGGCGCACCGAGGUGGUCCCCUACAACGACUGCCUCUACCGCAGCCUGGACUCGCACCGCUACGUCAUGCCGCUGGACGUGGACGAGGUGAUCCUGCCGGCGAGGGCGCGCUCCUGGGGCGACCUGCUGGCGUCGCUGGACCCCGCCGUGGUGCGCAGCCACGCCUCGCUGUCCGCGCGCAAUGCCUACUUCUUCGACGGCUUCCCCCCCUCCCGGGCGUCGCUCCGCUACCCGCCGCACUUCCACGUGCUGCGCCACACCAGGCGCUCCGCCAACUUCAGCCCCGCCGGCGAGGCCGUCAAGAGCUUCGUGUCGACGCAGCGCGCGCUCACCGUGUUCAACCACUACGCGCUGAGCGCGCUCGACCCGGCCGUGGGUCGCAGCCACCUGCUGGACUCCUCUCUGGCGCAGCUCAACCACUACAAGGCGGGCUGCGAGCCGCUGCUGGUGCGCGACUGCGAGGACAACUUCCUGAGGCACCACGUCGAGGACACUCUGGUGAUGCGCUUCGCCGACGAGCUGGUGGCGCGCGUGGAGCCGGUGCUGCGGGAGCUGGGGCUGCUGCCGCUGUGACCUCCUGCAGUCGACCAUCUUCUGGAGAACCCUCUGGUGCUGCAAGAACCGAGGCUACCACCGCUAUGACCUCCUGCAGUCGACCAUCUUCUGGAGAACCCUCUGGUGCUGCAAGAACCGAGGCUACCGCCGCCAUGACCUCCUGCAGUCGACCAUCUUCUGGAGAACCCUCUGGUGCUGCAAGAACUGAGGCUACCCCCGCUAUGACCUCCUGCAGUCGACCAUCUUCUGGAGAACCCUCUGGUGCUGCAAGAACCGAGGCUACCCCCGCUAUGACCUCCUGCAGUCGACCAUCUUCUGGAGAACCCUCUGGUGCUGCAAGAACCGAGGCUACCACCGCUAUGACCUCCUGCAGUCGACCAUCUUCUGGAGAACCCUCUGGUGCUGCAAGAACCGAGGCUACCGCCGCCAUGACCUCCUGCAGUCGACCAUCUUCUGGAGAACCCUCUGGUGCUGCAAGAACCGAGGCUACCCCCGCUAUGACCUCCUGCAGUCUCUCAACCCAACAGAGUCGACCCUCUGGCUGUAGUCUCACACUUUCCAGAGUCGAAAAUCACCUGGAAUACUCUCUGGUGCUUCAAGAGCUGCAUUCUCUCCACUUUCCCGAGUUAACAUUACCUGGAGGACUCUCCGGUGCUAAAAGAGCUGGGGCUGCUGCCCAUUGCUUUCUAUCCACUUGCUAGUGUCGACAAUCAUCUAGUGGAUUCGCUAAUGCUACAAGAGGUGUGUCUCUCCACUUGCUAGAGUCGAUAAUCAUCUAGAAGAUUCUAUAAUGCUGCAAGAGCUUUAGUCUCUUUCCACCAGAGUCGAAAAUGACAUAAGGGAAUCUCUAGUGAACACUAAGCUCGUAUGGCUUUGCUUCAAAUUCCAGUGACAAUAAUGACUCAGAUGACGAUCUGGUGCUAGAAGAACUAGAGCUGUUGCCAUUGAUGACGUUGUGAUUUGUCUCAGUUUAUGUAAUCAGCAACGGUGAGGUACCGUUUGAUUAGUGGCUACCACCAUGAAGAAAUUUUGAAGUGGUACCUACUGCAGAAUGUUUUCAUAGUCAGUUUCAACCUGAUGGUGUCUUGUUACCUGAAUAAUAGUCAGUGUUUCGCUUAUUUAGGAUUUGAUUUUCUAAGCACAAGUGUCAAAUCGCAAUACCAGUGGAAGUGAGGGUUACGUAUCGUCGAAGUCUUCAACUUGCUGGGCACUUUUGGAUAUUUAUUUAAAAAUUUAUUGUUAAAGGAGUUUUGAAAAUAACUAAAUUUGCAUGAUAUUUGAAAAAUUUAUCAGCCACAUUCGAAUAAUUUUCUUCGCAUCUCCAUUAAAUUUUAUUUUUAUAUUAAAUAUUUUUUUCCAAGAUUAAUUGAAG